GUUUAUAAUGCAAUUUUUAUUUUACUCUAGAUUAUAAUGAAACGUAAAACUAUAAGUGAAUCACCAAUUGAUGAUGGCUCACAAAAAAAAGUUUACGAAACUCGGUGGUCUGAUCAAGUUCAUUUAAUACAAGAACAACUCAUUAAUGAAAGUAGCUCAGUUGCUGCUUUGAAAGAUUUUGUGAAAUACAGUCAGGAAGAAAACAAAUUUGUUGAAGCCUAUUUACAAACCUCUCGAGAGUGUAAAGAAAUUUUUUAUCAAUUCGGAACUGAUCAAAAACCAGAUUCAUUAAAGUUAACGUUAAUAUGGGAAGCCUUUGAAUGUGUUUUAUUAUGGACAUCUGAUCAAGCAAUAGACUCAAAUCUGAAAUCUACUGGUUUAUUUAUUGUAAACAAAAUACUUCAAAAUCACAUCAAACUUCUUUAUUCAUCACUAAGUGUCAAUGCAUCUACAGAUUUGGUUAUUGCUGUUUUAAAAUGUAUGGCUGUAAUGUUAGCACAAGGCUCUACUGCUGUUUCAGAAUUUGUUUCAUGUUUUGAUUUCUCUCUUAAAGGGUUGAAAUUUCAUGCCAAAAAACGAAUUAAAAAGCUUAAACCAGAUCCUCGUACUUGUUUUGUUCGUUUUUUGCUUGCUUUCUUUGUAUUUGGAGAUGUUUCAGCAUUGUUAAAAAUGUUAGAAGAAAAGACAGUUGAUAAUCUAAAUAUCUUUGCCAAAGAUUUAAUAUCAUUGGUGUUUGAUGAUAUAAAUCAAGAUUCACCUGAAGUUAUUGGUGCUGUUUUGAACACUUUUUUACAAAAUGUAGUCGAGGAAUCAAGUUUAUUAAAAAAGAUGAAGAUAAUAUUCUUUAGUUCAUCUGUUCUUUUCAAACUUGCUCUUUUAUGUAAACAUAAUGAAGAGAGUAUUAGCAGUGUUGCACUUUCAAUGUUAGAGAUUCUUUGUACAAACCAAAAAAAAGGAAUUUGCUUUGGAUGUAAAAAAGAUGAACCAUUCACUGGAAAAUUACUUAAUCCUGUUUUACUCAAGUUUUUGACAUCUAUAAAGCAGCAUGCUUUGCUUCAAAAAAACUUAUUGGACCUGACAAUAAAAACACUGAAGGUUUGUCCUGAUGUAAUUGCUCCUUAUAUAAGUUCUAUUGAUCUACAAAUGGAGCCAAAAUGUUCUGAACAAUGGCACAACAAAAUUAACUUUACAAUUGAGAUUAUGAAAAAUGUACCCAAGGUUUCUGAUAUUUUGUCAGAUUCAAACAAAGUGAAACCUGACAAAGAGUAUUAUUUCAAAAUACUAAUUCCACCUAUGCCAAAACGGCAUUAUGAAGCUGGGAUUAAGAAUGCUAGCAGUGAUGUCUUAUUAAAAACCUUGGAUCUUCUUAUCAUUGUUUUAUCACGCUGUGUUGAUUUUAAAGAAAUGUUUUCAGCAUUACUUUUAAGUGAAGAAAAGAAGUUAGAUUGGAUAGACUCCUUAAUUCAAUCAUUACCUGAUGUCAUUGCAGUAAUUAAAGUACGUCAAACAUUAGGACCACAAGGAAUAGUUAAAAAAGAACAAGAAUCAAAUUUAUUGGAAAGAAGCAUUGAGUGUCUUUACCUCUUUCAAGUUAUAAAACCAGGAAUCAUUAGUGACUCUGGUUAUAAUAUUUGCAAGCUACUUAUUUUUACUAAUAAUAAAAUAAGUGCAUCUAUUGUUAGCAAAAGUUUACAAAUUUUGCUACUUGAAAACACAAGUGUUCGUUCAUGGUUAGACAAGAAAAUGUCUGGCUAUAAAAGUUUUUUACAUCUGCUUCUUCAAGUAGCUAUGCAAUGGAAACAUGAAAUCAAUAUUGUAAAUUGUGCUAAAAUGCUUUUUUUUAAGGUUUUAAAUAUUACGAAUCAAUUUGAUGAGUUAUAUUUUGAAAUUUCUACUUGGCUAAAUUAUUUACUAAAUCAGGAAGAAUCUUUAGGCUGUGAAAUAUUUGCCACUUGCUGUUUAGAUUUGCUUCAUGAUCCCUUUGCACUUUCAAAUUUUUGUGUGGAUGAAGGUUUAUUGGAUGGUUUGUGUGAAGAAAAUAAGCAACCAUGCAGUACUUUAAGUAUUAAUAUGUUAUCAUUGCUUUCAGGAGAUUUGGCUGAAAAGGUGGUUGCUCCAGUUCUUCAAACACUUGUAGCAUGUAGUAAAGAACCCAAAAGAAUUGUUAAAUUUGUUUCAAAUAUUUCAUCUGUUCAGCUGGAAUCCUUUUUUACUUUCUCAAAGCAAUGGAUAGAUUUAAUAGAGAAGACAAACUCAAAUAAAAUUUACUCAAACAAGAAAGAUGUUAUAACACAGUCUAAUGCUGUGGAAAUGGUAUACAGAUCUGCAUUGAUGCUCAGCUAUUUUUCAUCGAAAGACAUCAAAGAUGAUAUUCUAAAUUUUUUUUUGACGUCACAACAGUUAUUUGUACGAGAAAUAUCUGAAAUGCCUUUACAUUCAUUAACAAACUAUAUAUUGCCCCUAUUUUUCAAUAUAAUUACUGUCCUUAAUCAUAGCAAUAUGCAGCCUAUUGUUAUCAGUCAAAUUGACAGUGUCUUAAAAAUAAGUUUUCAAACCAUACUAAGCAAGAUUUCAAACUUGGGUGGCACGUUUGCUAGUGUAUCAGCCAACUUGAUUAUUUUUCAAACCAGUUUCAUUAAAGAAUUUUUAAAUUGGAAAGAUCUUAUUUCUCAGACACUAGCUUACUGUCUUCAGCAAUUCCCUGAGCUAAAAACACAUCACUCAGGAAGACCUGUUAAUGAGUUUGUUUAUGCAUUAGUUGAUUUGAUUUUUCAAAUGAGAAAAAAAAUUUCACAAGAAACUAAUAUGAUGGCAGUUUUUGGUAUUGUAAAAAAUAUAGCAGUUUAUCUACCUUCUUUUGCUGUUGUAGAGUUAUUAAAAAAAGUGACUUGUGAUCUUUUUUCUGUAGAGCAAUGCUCAAAAGUAUCCUCUUCAUACAUUAACAGUUUAAACUCUUUACUUGUGAUCAUAAAUGAAAACUUUUCUUUUAAAGUGAUAUUAUCAGAUUUAUCUGGAUUAAAGGAUUAUUUGCAUGAAUGUUUAAAAAGAAAAAACAAAAAUCAGGCAGAGCAAAGAAAAUGCUUUCUGUUAAUUUAUAAAUAUUUUCCAACCCUUAAUGUUAGUUAUAAAGUUUUAUGUAAGAUGUUAAAGUUAGGAGAGAAGAUUUUUCAAGAUGCUGCUCUUCUGUUGUCAAAGCAAAAUAUAAAAUGGGUUGAUUCAAUGGUGACCGAAAUUGAUCAUCAAAAUUUUUCUGUCACUGAUAAUUUGGUUUAUCUAUUACCACUUUUGUCGAUUGCUUCUAGCUACAAACUUUUAACUGAAGAUCAGCAUAAAGUUGUUGGAAAUAUUCUAAAGAUACAUUUAGAAAAGAUUUUAAACUCAAAAUACCCAGGAUUCAUAGAUGUUCUUGUUUGGCUUCAAACAUUUCUUUCACUUGAUGAAAAAGCAGAGUUUGUUAAGGUUAUUAUUUCGAACUUUGAGAGUGAGGAGAACGUUGAGGAGAAUCUUAUUCUCUUCAUUCACAUUGUGUCAUCUAUAAAAGAACACAAAAAGUAUGCAAUGCUAUUGUUAGAUGGUGUUGCUCAAAUUAUUUUAAGAAUUAUCAACUCAAAAGAUACAGGGGUUUUCGAGCACCUCCAGCCAACUUUAGAAUUAAUCAGUCAAUUGGAUGUUAAAAAAUAUUCAAAGAAAUUGAAAACAUUAGCUUCUUUGUGGAAUGAGUUUGUUACGAUUAUACUGAAAAACUUUUAUUCAGAAAGUAAAUGUAUUAAUUUGCUCUCAAUGGCUGUUAGUUUGUUUUACAAAAUAAAAAAAUUUCAAGAUUUGAAUGUCCUAACAUUAAAAGAACUUUACUCAAUGUUUAUAAGUCAUUCAAUGUUUUUGCAGGUAAUGCAAAAGGAAGACAUAGUUAAAGAAUCUUUAGUAAAAUUGCUUUUGGCUUUGGUAAAGUUAUCUCCUGAUUUAUGUAGUCAUUCAUUUGUACCUAUUCUAUUGGCUUCAUAUGGUGCAAGUCUUAGUAAUUGUGAUCAAUAUCUUUUAUCUUUACUUAUGCUGUUUGAAGAAAGCGGUGUUUCCUUUGAGCAGUUUCAGCCUUUGUCUUGGGGUUCUGGGGCACUUGAUGCAUACAGAAUAGAUAAACCAAAGCACCUAAUGCAUGAAAGAGUGUUUUCAAGCUUUCUUAAUCAAAUAGAUAGCAAGCAAUUAAUUCAAACAGCUUGGAAAUUUCCAAUACAUUUAAAAUUAACAGAUGAAUAUUUCAAAGCAUCAGAAUUGUAUGAUCCAAGAUUUUUAUUAACUUUGCUGGCAUGCUUUUUCAAGCCUGGUUAUUUUGUUGAUUGUCGUCAGUUUAUUGAAAGUGGUUGUUUAUCUCUUGUGAUUGCUUCACUUUCCUCACACGAUGAGUCAAUUCGCAAAGUUGCUUAUUAUAUUUUAUCACAAUACAAUGACCAACUCGAAAACUCAAAGUUUAGAGAAAAAAGUCAAGUGAUGUACUUGCUGAUGUUAUUAAAAAAUUCAAUCAUAAGUGAGUUUAUGCAGAUUCCUUGUGUAUGGACCAUGCUGUUUAUUCAAUACCUUUACUUCGUUCUCAGACCAGGGCAACAUAUGUACCCAAUCCUGAGCAAUUGCAUUCUUCUAAAACCAAUUAUCAAUAUGAAAGAAAUGCCAUUUUUUCUUCCUCUUUUUAACAGUAGUUCUUCAGAUCAUAGACAAGAAAGAAUUUGGUUAUUACGACUGCUUGCUGAUAGUUUAAAAGACACAUCAGAUUUUUAUUUAUAUAAAAAAUACCAUGUCUUUGAAAUGGUCAUUGCGUAUCAUGAUUCAUUGGCUUGUAGUGCAGCAGAUAGGGAUGUGGCUGUGGCAUUGAUUCGAUCUGCUUGUUUUAUUGAAGUAGCCUCUUAUGAUCUUAUCAAAACAUACUCAAUAUGUAGCUGGAUACAUGCUAAUCUUAAAAGAAUUGGAGAAGCAGAGAAGUAUCUUAAUCUUUUGUAUUUAAUCACAAAAACAUUUGUAAAAAACGACGCAUUGACUUGCUCGCCCAGACUUUAUUUGAGUGAAGCUUUGUUAAUAUCAUUAUCUGGUCUUCAAAUUUGUCAGGAGUUAUCUCAACGAUCACAACUCGACAUUUUGUACGUGUUAUCAAAACUUGUUUCGAACUCUGGUUACUUUGGUGAUAUGGUCGAAUGGAUUUGCAAGGAUCAUUUUUUACUGAUGCUAACUCUAUCAGAAAAUCUGGUUCUUUCACCAAGUUUCGUUGACGAAGACUUGAACGAAGUUUACUCAACUAUUUUGAUUGUCAUCAUAAGCAAAAGUAUUUUAGAUUUACCGAAUCUUGUGAUUCGACCUUGGAAAGAAAUAAAACUUGAGUCGGACAAAAAACAUUAUGCAUCAAUAACCGAUAUUUUUAAAAGUAAUGCAGUAAAAACUUGCGACAAUGACAAGUUGUUAAUAUUUUUACGCUCGAUAAGCUUUUAAUAUUAUUUAAAAAAAUAAUUUUGAAAAAAUUGCACAUUUUAAAUGUAAAUUCUUGCAUACCUAACAUAUCUGUUUAAUUAACUUAAUAGGAUUUGAUAUUAAAUAGAAAGAGCGAGACUUGAAAA
Molecule: messenger RNA, 5597 nt
Organism: Hydra vulgaris (swiftwater hydra)
Lineage: Eukaryota; Metazoa; Cnidaria; Hydrozoa; Anthoathecata; Hydridae
Biological process (GO): maturation of 5.8S rRNA from tricistronic rRNA transcript (SSU-rRNA, 5.8S rRNA, LSU-rRNA); maturation of LSU-rRNA from tricistronic rRNA transcript (SSU-rRNA, 5.8S rRNA, LSU-rRNA)
Cellular component (GO): nucleolus
Source: RefSeq, a predicted model, not a curated record